Humulus lupulus (European hop) is the source of this 2427-nucleotide messenger RNA. Its product is annotated as 2-isopropylmalate synthase 2, chloroplastic-like. NCBI's taxonomy places the organism in Eukaryota, Viridiplantae, Streptophyta, Magnoliopsida, Rosales, Cannabaceae. Bases 184 to 2082 code for a protein of 632 amino acids. The transcript has 12 exons. Gene Ontology annotation, biological process: L-leucine biosynthetic process. Gene Ontology annotation, molecular function: 2-isopropylmalate synthase activity. Gene Ontology annotation, cellular component: chloroplast. The record is from RefSeq and is a predicted model, not a curated record.
GGUUGUUUUUCUUUGGUUUAGGUUUAGGGUUUUAUUGUUUGUCAUUUUGUCAAACAAUUUGGCUGCGUAAAUGCAGUGUUUACGCAUACUCCAACUCAGCUUCCACUCAUCCUUCGCUCCAUCUUCAUCUCCAUCUGGAUCUUCAUUCAUCACUCUCUACUAAUCUCUUCUUCUGUUCCGUUCAUGGCGACCGCUAUUUUCUCCAACCCCAAAAUCUCCCCCACAAUCACCAUCACUUCCAACAACCAUUACCACUGCCACCACCGUACACAUUUCCUACUCCAUGCAAAAGUUCAAGCUUUUCAAGCCGCCUCUCUCAAACUGAACCCAAAUUCCCAUUAUAAAAAACCCCAAAUAGCCUCCUGCCAGAGCUCUGUCAGCGACUCUCCGGAGCCGGAGAAGGUGCGGCGGCCGGAGUACAUUCCGAACCGUAUCUCCGAUCCAAACUAUGUUCGUAUCUUCGACACUACUCUCCGCGACGGUGAGCAGUCCCCCGGGGCCUCCCUGACCUCCAAGGAGAAGCUGGACAUUGCCAGGCAGCUCUCCAAGCUCGGCGUGGAUAUAAUCGAGGCUGGCUUCCCCGCGGCCUCGAAAGAUGACUUCGAGGCCGUCAAGAUUAUCGCCAAAGAGGUGGGUAACGCCGUUGACGCCGACGGCUAUGUUCCUGUUAUCUGUGGUCUCUCGAGGUGCAAUGAGAACGAUAUUAGGAGGGCUUGGGAGGCUGUCAAGUACGCCAAGAGGCCUAGGAUUCAUACUUUUAUUGCUACAAGUCCAAUUCACAUGGAGUACAAGUUAAGAAAGAGUAAGGAGCAGGUGAUUGAGAUCGCUAGGAACAUGGUCAAGUUUGCUCGGAGUUUGGGGUGUGAUGAUGUUGAGUUUAGCCCUGAAGAUGCUGGCAGGUCUGACAGGGAAUUCUUGUAUCAGAUUUUAGAAGAAGUUAUAAAGGCUGGAGCAACAACUCUAAACAUACCUGACACUGUUGGUUACACCGUGCCAAAAGAAUUUGGAGAAUUGAUUGCUGACAUUAAAGCCAAUACCCCUGGAAUUGAGAAUGUUAUCGUUUCAACACACUGUCAGAACGAUCUUGGACUUUCUACGGCAAACACUAUAUCGGGGGCAUGUGCAGGUGCUAGACAAUUAGAAGUAACAAUCAACGGAAUCGGUGAAAGAGCCGGGAAUGCAUCCCUAGAGGAGGUUGUAAUGGCCAUAAAAUGUCGUGGAGAGCAACAACUGGGAGGACUUCAUACCGGAAUCAAGACAAGACACAUCUCAAUGACAAGCAUAAUGGUUGAGGAAUACACAGGGUUGCAUGUACAGCCACAUAAGGCUAUCGUUGGAGCCAAUGCUUUUGCACAUGAAAGCGGUAUCCAUCAGGAUGGAAUGCUUAAGCACAAAGGUACAUAUGAAAUCAUAUCCCCAGAAGAUAUAGGGCUUGAACGAAGCAAUGAAGCUGGUAUAGUCCUUGGAAAACUCAGUGGGCGCCAUGCAUUGAAGCGACAACUUGAGGAGCUUGGUUAUGAGCUUGAAGAUGAGCAACUUGAGAGCAUAUUCUGGCGUUUCAAAUCUGUGGCUGAGCUUAAGAAGAGGAUAACUGAUGCUGACCUCAGAGCACUAGUUUCAGAUGAAGUUUUUCAACCAGAAGUCAUCUGGAAGUUCGUUGAUUUGCAGGUCACAUGUGGAACUCUUGGUCUUUCAACCGCAACCGUCAAACUUAUUGAUUCAGAUGGGAAAGAGCAUGUUGCUUGUUCAGUAGGAACUGGUCCAGUGGACUCGGCUUACAAAGCUGUUGAUCUGAUUGUGAAGGAACCAGUAGCACUCCUGGAAUAUUCAAUGAAUGCUGUUACAGAAGGUAUCGAUGCAAUUGCGGCCACCCGUGUCCUAAUCCGAGAGGAAAAGAGCGACCUGUCUAGUGAUGCUUCAACUGGUGAACGAGUUACCCGGACAUUUAGUGGGAACGGGGCAGGAAUGGAUAUUGUGGUUUCAAGUGUAAAGGCUUACAUUGGUGCGAUAAACAAGAUGUUAGGUUUCAAAGAAAGGACCGUCUUAAAUUCUUCUGAAAAAAGAAUUCCCGUGUCUGCAUAAAGAGGUGAAGGAUCUCAAUGCAAUUUUUGGAAUUCCUUACCCAUUUCUCAUUUCGUUUUUGGUUCUCAUUUAUGGAAUGAUUGCUAGUUUGUGCUUUUUCUGCAAAUGUGUUGAAAUAUUGUAGGUUUGAUUUGUCCAUAGGUCUUGUUUUAGAACGUGAUACCUUUUAAAAGGAAAAAAUAAUCCUGCUAAUGUACUGUCCAAAGUGCGCUAUUGUUGUUGAGUUAGACUGCUAAACUUGUUUUGUCAAAAAAAAAAAACAAAAAGUUGCUAAAUUGUAUUUCUUAUUACGUUUUUUUAAGGCCCAGUGCUAUUAUGUUUAUAUAUAAAGGAAAAUUUACAAUA